AUGGGUGUACGAAAGUUGUUGGCAGGUUUAUCACGGAAUGUACUGAUACCGUAUGGUCUUUCAAAUUCAAGAGAAAGUAGUACUUCGCCAUCUGAUUCUAAUGCAACAUUGAGAAAGAAGGAACCUAAAGAUUCGAAAAGUAGGAAUGCAAAUAUCGAAAAAAUAUUAACACAUGGGAGUAAGAAUGUGAAAAUAGUGACCCUUUUAGGGUCAUUUUUCAUAAUUUUAAUCACAUUGGUUACUUUAUUUCGUCCAUUUUCUGGAGCUGAUUUACCGCAAUGCCAGGGCAUUUACAUGUACCCGUCAUAUGCCAGAAUUGAUGGAUUUGAUACAAGAUACACUCCCCUAGCCAAAAAAUACCAUCUAUACUUAUACAGAGAGCAAGGGAAAGAUAAAAUACCAGCGAAUAAUACACAUAUAAAAUUGGAUGGGAUUCCGGUAUUGUUUAUUCCCGGUAAUGCAGGAAGUUUUCGUCAAGUGAGGUCAAUCGCGUCAGCAUGUGCUAAUAAAUAUUUUGAUUCACCAAAUGAGAUUAUGAAAGAAAACGCAAAAAAUCUAGACUUCUUUGCAGCUGAUUUUAAUGAAGAUUAUACCGCAUUCCAUGGAGGUACCAUGCUUGAUCAAGCAGAGUAUUUGAAUGAUGCAAUACGAUACAUCUUGGAACUUUAUGAACAAACAAAUGGAUUUGACGGAAGACCAAUUCCUAAAUCUGUUUUGAUAUUGGGACACUCUAUGGGAGGUAUGGUGGCUCGUGUAAUGCCAACGUUACGAAACCAUAUCCAUGGUUCUAUAAAUUCUAUAAUAACUUUAUCAACACCUCAUGGUGCCGCUCCCGUUACAUUUGAUGGAGAUAUUUUGAAGAUUUACAAAAAGACCAAUGAUUAUUGGAGAGCUCAAUAUGCUGAUAAAGAUUCCUUUUUCUCUAAACAUGUUUCAUUAAUCUCAAUCACUGGAGGCAUACUAGAUACUGUUUUACCUGCCGAUUAUGCAAUGGUGUCUGAUCUAAUUCCGCCCGAAAAUGGGUUUACAACAUUCACAACAACUAUUCCGGGUGUAUGGACACCCAUCGACCAUUUAGCAAUUGUUUGGUGUAAGCAACUAAGAGAAGUCAUUGCCACUUUGUUAUUAGAAACUGUCGAUGAUUCUGUGCCUGAUAAAACUGUUUCUCUUGAAGAAAGAAUGCAUAUCUCUAAAAAAUUAUUGUUAUCCGGUUUUGAAGAUUACUCCAUGAAUGAAAAGGCAAUUUUGAAUCCAAGUACUUAUGGUAAAAUCAUGGAUACAGAUUUUUCUAUGGGUAUGAACUUGAUUAACCUCGAUGAUCAAUUUACCAUAACUAAAGAAAACAUAGAUUCAACCGAGGCAUAUUCAAAGAUAUUCAUACCUACUGAAGGUGAUAACUUUUCGUUUACUCUAUUAACUUCAUUGGCAAAUCCGAAGGUACGUUUCUGUAAAGAGCACGUUAUAAUAAAGAAUAUAAAGGAUCUCAAAUGUGCCAGUAUUACCGAUGAUAUAUCUGUAAUUCCAAAUUCCUUUUCUAUUAACAGCUAUGCGGCGGAUUCCUCUUUUGCCAAUGAGCAAUCUCCUUUCAAAAUGUUAUCUUAUGACAAAGACAUUUUAAGUCAAUACGACUUUAUAAUAAUUGAGAAACCAAACGAACUGGAUGAUGAUUCAGAUUUCUUGACGGCUAUUUUGACAAUGGCUCCUACGAGUAGAACUAUCCCUAUCAAACCACGGAACGUUAUGUUCUUCGGUCAUACCAUAUCAUUAAACACCAAUACAUUAGCUGUAGAGGAAUUAGAGUUGCCAGAACUUUGGGAUUCUUUGAUCUCUUAUAAGAUUCAAGCAUCAGUUGAAAAUACCAAAGAAAAACCCUUACUUUUCGAACCACUUAUUCGUCAAUCUGUAGAUGAGCCCUUUGAAACAAAAUGGCAUCUGGGUCUUGGUAAGGACGAUAUCGACGUCAGUGUUCACAAUGUGGCGCCAUUUAUUCCACUAAAUGAAACCAAACCUAGACCAAUAAGACUUUCCGUCAUUAUGCCACCAAAUAUAAAUGUACAUUUGAAACUAAAAAUUAAUUGGCUAUUAACUAUCAAACUGCUUUUCAUAAGAUAUAGAUUGGCCAUUGCAUCUUUUCCGAUCUUCAUCAUUGCAUUGGCAAUGGCUUAUCAAUUUCAUCACUAUAAUGAGACAGCUAUCUUUCUCAGUUUUCAUUCAUCCUUAAGUUACAUUAUUCAAGAAUGGGGUUUCUUUCUUUUAUUUGUGCUUUUCAUAUUAAGUCCCAUUGUAAAUAAUCGAACCGUUCAAAGAAUUUUGUAUUUAUUAGAUCCUCUAAAGUUAAAUCGUCCAUUUUUGUUAGAAAAAGAACAUAUUCAUGCAAACUUUUAUUAUUUGGGUAUCCAGGAAUGGUUUGCUUCUGGAUUAGGCACUAUAUUUGGCCUCAUGUCCUUUGCGUUAUUGUAUGUUUUAGCUGCUGGAUUAGCGUUGAUCGAGAAAAGUGUUCACUAUUUUAGUAAAAAUCGCCCUGAAGGAUUGGUAGAAGCUACUACUCCUAACUGCCCACCUAUGGAUACAAAAUUGUUUCAAAAGAAACAUAUCAUUCCUGGUAUUCUGCUGAAUAUUAUGGUGAUAUCCUACAUACCUUACCAGCUGGCAUUUAUAAUGCUAUUUUUGGCACAGGUUGUCAUCUGUAUUAAAAUUGGAUAUAUGAAGAAAUGUAGGGACUAUGCCAAUAUCCGUAACUAUAACAUGUCAAUACUGGUUUUAUUUUUGUUUGUUUCCAUUAUUGACGCACCUAUCAUCAUUGUAUUUUUACAUAAUGUAGGUAUUAGAUGGGAAACUUCAUUUAGAUCGCAUCAUAAUAUUUUAUCGGUCACACCAAUCAUACUGCUAGUUUGUUCCAAUGCAAACUUGAAUAUUCCUAGUCGUGUCUCAUCUAACUCAUUUGAUGGCAAAGUCACGAUCGCAUUACUGCUUUAUUCUGGUAUCUUCAGUUUGAUAUACGGCCUGAGGAAUUUAUACUGGGUUCAUGAUCUACUAAACAUAAUAUCUGCAUGGCUAUUUUAUAGUAUAUUAAGAAAUAGACUUAUGCAGAAUAAGCCCAAAGAACUAACCAAUGAUACUGAUAAUAGUACUUAUGAAAUGAACAGAUUAAGUGAUUAG
Messenger RNA from Naumovozyma dairenensis CBS 421, 3159 nucleotides. RefSeq names its product Bst1p (gene BST1). Gene Ontology annotation, cellular component: endoplasmic reticulum. Gene Ontology annotation, biological process: endoplasmic reticulum to Golgi vesicle-mediated transport; GPI anchor metabolic process. Gene Ontology annotation, molecular function: phosphatidylinositol deacylase activity. The record is from RefSeq and is a predicted model, not a curated record. The transcript has a single exon. The coding region runs from base 1 to 3159 and encodes 1052 amino acids. Lineage: Eukaryota; Fungi; Ascomycota; Saccharomycetes; Saccharomycetales; Saccharomycetaceae.